Rhincodon typus (whale shark) is the source of this 3820-nucleotide messenger RNA. It is a transcript of the gene eefsec, whose product is annotated as eukaryotic elongation factor, selenocysteine-tRNA-specific. Gene Ontology annotation, biological process: selenocysteine incorporation. The transcript is spliced from 7 exons. Gene Ontology annotation, molecular function: translation elongation factor activity; GTP binding; GTPase activity. NCBI's taxonomy places the organism in Eukaryota, Metazoa, Chordata, Chondrichthyes, Orectolobiformes, Rhincodontidae. The coding region runs from base 48 to 1775 and encodes 575 amino acids. The record is from RefSeq and is a predicted model, not a curated record.
GUUUGACUGGCCCCCACCAACACGCUGACUUCCGGUUUUUGGUAACCAUGGCGGCGGCCGCAGCCUCGGAGACCCUGAAUUUUAACGUCGGGGUGCUGGGUCACAUCGACAGCGGGAAGACGUCGCUGGCUCGGGCCUUGAGCACCACAGCCUCCACCGCCGCCUUCGACAAGAAUCCUCAGAGCCGGGAGAGGGGUAUCACCUUGGAUCUGGGCUUCUCUUCCUUCUGCCUUCCCGUCCCAGAACACCUCAAGCCGCAUGGAGACUACACCAGGCUCCAGGUGACACUGGUGGACUGCCCUGGACACGCUUCCCUCAUUAGGACCAUCAUUGGAGGUUCCCAAAUUAUUGACUUGAUGAUGUUGGUAAUUGAUGUGACAAAGGGAAUGCAAACGCAGUCUGCGGAAUGUCUGGUGAUUGGCGAAAUUACAUGUCCCCGGAUGGUGGUGAUCCUGAAUAAGAUUGACCUUCUACCAGAGGCAAAGAAACAAGUGGCUAUAGACAAAAUGACAAAGAAAAUGCAGAAGACACUGGAGAAUACAAGGUUUAGUGGAUGUCCCAUCAUUCCUGUUGCUGCCAAGCCUGGAGGACCUGAUGCCCCAGAGACAGAAACUGCGCAGGGCAUUUCAGAACUUAUCGAGCUCCUGAUAUCACAGACAUACAUGCCAAAACGUGAUCCGUCUGGAUCCUUCCUCAUGGCCGUUGACCACUGUUUCUCAAUCAGGGGUCAGGGCACGGUGAUGACGGGUACCAUCCUCUCUGGAUCUAUCAAUGUCAAUGACAGCGUGGAGAUUCCAUCCCUUAAGGUCAGUCGGAAGGUCAAGACCAUGCAAAUGUUCCGUCAGCCAGUGUGCACUGCCAUCCAAGGUGACCGAGUAGGAAUCUGUGUCACUCAGUUUGACCCUAAACAGCUUGAGCGAGGCGUGGUCUGUGCCCCAGAGUCCCUGUGUACCUUGUAUGCUGCCAUAAUCUCCGUGAAGAAAAUACCUUAUUACAAAGGAUCGGUCCACACCAAAGCAAAGUUCCAUAUUACGGUUGGCCACGAAACGGUCAUGGGAAGGGUGACAUUCUUCAGUCCUGCCUUUGAGGAUUUUGACAGUGAGCCUGUGAUGGAUUGUUUUCUCUUUGACAGAGAAUACCUCUAUCAGGAAGAAUACCUAUCACAGGCCAAGGAUGUUGGUGUUGAUAAAAGCCAAGCAGAUGGAAGCAAAGUACCCAGGCAGCAGUGGGCCCUGUUGGAGUUUGAGAAACCAGUGACAUGCCCCAAGCUGUGCCUGGUUAUAGGAUCCAAGCUCGACACUGAUAUCCAUGCCAAUACCUGUCGGCUUGCUUUUCAUGGAGUCUUGCUGGAAGGUUUUGAGGAAAAAAACUAUGCGGAAGUCUCUCUGCCUAAGCUGAAGGUCUUCAAGCUGAAACACAAAGAGGGGCAAGUGGAAAGGGUUUCAGAUGAUUAUAACGUCAUCGGCCGCUCCCUCUUCAAGAAGGAAACGAAUAUGCAGCUGUUUGUUGGGAUGAAGGUUAAAUUGUCCACAGGAGAAGCUGGAGUGAUUGAAGGAGGCUUUGGGCAGAGUGGGAAAUUUAAAAUCAGAAUCCCAGAUGGAUUAAACCCAGAAACGAAGCAACGGCUUGCAACAUCCAGCAAGAAAAAAUCAAAAGGAGGGAAGGGCGACUCGACGAAAGCUGAAGAUGGGAAGCUUGAAGCACAACCCAUAAUUAUCACUUUGGCCUUUAAAAGAUACGUAUUUGAUCCACAAAAGAAAAUGAUACAGUCCUAAAGUGUUUUUGAAGCAUAAGUGUGCAGGAGUGGGACUGGGACUGGGUUAAAGAAGUCCCCUUGCCUUAAAGCUCAUUAUUCUGGGGACAGGUUUCAGUGAUUUCUGAAGGAAUAAAGUCAAAAUUAAUUCUUUUGAUUGCCGAGAGAUGUAUUCUGUUUCAAAGUUAUCAAUUGAGAUGGGCUUUCUCACCCUAACCCCUAAAGGUGCUAACUAGCGAUAACACAGCCAGAGGCACCACUAUUGUCAGCAAGGUACCUUUUGAACUGCCUAGGUGUGAUUGUUGGUCAGCUGAUUGGCCAUGUGGUGGAGGGGAAAUUUGAUUGUGGCCUCAAACAUGUGUACAGAUCAGUUCACAUCACCAGGAGUCAGGAGUGGGAUAAAGACUGCAAAUCUGGAAACACAACACCAACCUUUGUGUGGAGAGAGAGAAGCUCAAGUUCACAUCUCAGGUCGAUGGCCUUUCAGGAAAACUGGAACUAGCUCGAGAUGCAACAGGCCUUUCAGUCGAUACAGAGGCAGGCUGGGAGAGUUAUAGGUGAACAAGUUGCAAAGUAAACAAUAGGAUGGGCUGCGGGAGAUUAAAUGACGGAAGAGGAAUGGUACAAGGCUAAAGCAGGUGGUAAUAACACACAAGGGAUAAAAAUGAAAGGUGGGUGGAGAGAGGAUGGAAAGGGGAGCAGCAACAUCUUUACAAAAAACUAAAGAACUACGGAUGCUGGAAAUCAGAAGCAAAAUCAGAAAUUGCUGGAGAUAUCGAGCAGGUCAGGUGGAGAGAAAGCAGAGUUAGUGUUUCUGGUCCAAGGACCCUUCUUCAGAACUUCAGCAUAGACCAAGGUGGGAACCUGCUCUUGCUCAGAACGCCUGUUUCACUCCACUUGCUUCAGAAUUGGGGAACCCAGCGCUAGGCUUGCCCUGCAGCCGUAGUGUUAGUGCAAAGGCCCCAUACCUCACUGUAAAUGUAACAAGACCAGAUCUAUCCCCAUUGUAGAUCUGAUUCUCAUUUUGAAAGUAUCAUAACCUUCCUGCAGCAGUGACAGCAUUACAGAAGCUGCACUGAGAUCUGAUCGGCACUGUGUUUAAAAUGUAGAUUGCCACACCAGCUGAAUGACUGUAAAUCACUUCAUAGUUUAAUUAUGAAAUGAAUGUACAAAUUGUUCAAUAUUAUUGAUACCAGUCAUGCACUGAACCACCCCUGACAGCCAUUGGGUAUAACAUUAUGUGAAAUUUUAAACAAACUCUCUCCUCUCUUACCUUUGUUUUGUACAAACCACCAUUCCCACAGCCACAGCAAGGAGUUCUCUCAUUUUCCUUAUGGAUAUUUAUACCUAAUGGGCUGGAACCACAGUCAGAGGGUUAGUGUGUUUUAUUGUUCUCUCAUGUUCCACUACAAAAGGCCUUUUGAUGCGCUCUCCUGGAAUCCUGACGAACAUUUCUCCUAACCUGUUCCUGACCUAAUGAUUCCCUCUCCAGACUGUAUCCUCCAUCCUGAUAACACACCGUGCUGGGUGGGAUCUCGUGCAGACCUAUUCAUUCUGUUAGCCUCCUGUCCCAUCCCUGGGUUCACUGCUUUCCAAAACCCUCCCCCCUCCGCCCCAAGCUCAUUGUUCCUCCAAACACCAACCACCCCCACCCCCGAGCUCACUGUUGAGUCUUUUCCCCCCACUCCCCCAGCCCCAGAGCUCAGAGGUUCUCCCCAUCCAAUCUCUCUACCCCAUCCCCAAACUCUCUGCCUCCUGCGUUCCCCCCAACCCCCAAGCAUACUGCACCGCCCAAGUGUCUGGUUCCUAGCCUGGAGUUUACUGUUGUCCCCUGCUUCCCACCAACCCCCCCACCCCAAACCUCAGUGCCCUCUUUCCCAGUGCUCACUCCACAUUCAGGCCCCACAGUGAAAGGUGAUUUUGUGAGUGAUGCUGUCCAGAAUUGAUAACCCUGCCUACAUCCUACAAAUGAAUACAAAACAUUGAAUCUGAGCUUGAGACUUCGGCAGCCAUAGUGUUUUAUCCGCUGUAACUGUAUUGUAAUUAAAGUCAUUGUAUGUUCCCUUU